Molecule: messenger RNA, 540 nt
Organism: Suricata suricatta (meerkat)
Lineage: Eukaryota; Metazoa; Chordata; Mammalia; Carnivora; Herpestidae
Gene: SEC61G
Product: SEC61 translocon gamma subunit
Exons: 4
Coding region: 246-452 (68 amino acids)
Biological process (GO): protein targeting; post-translational protein targeting to membrane, translocation
Cellular component (GO): Ssh1 translocon complex; membrane
Molecular function (GO): transmembrane protein transporter activity
Source: RefSeq, a predicted model, not a curated record
CGAGCCGGCGGCUCUCGCCGGGAGGCUCUCCGGAGUGGGCGGGCUGAGACGGAGGUCUGGAGCUUCGGGCUGCCUGAAAAUUUCCUGGCACGGCCUGUUGGGGAAGCAAAGACCCAGGGCCACGGCCUCCCGAGGUCCCGAAGGAGUGUGGCUUUGACAGCCCUUGAUUCUUCAGCGCUUAAAGUCCUGGGCCAGAUUUCGGCUUUCUGACUCUUUCUCCUGGGCUGCUUCGAUUUACAGGCAUCAUGGAUCAGGUAAUGCAAUUCGUUGAGCCAAGUCGGCAGUUUGUGAAGGACUCCAUUCGGCUGGUUAAAAGAUGCACUAAACCUGAUAGAAAAGAGUUCCAGAAGAUUGCCAUGGCAACAGCAAUAGGAUUUGCUAUCAUGGGAUUCAUUGGCUUUUUUGUGAAAUUGAUCCAUAUCCCUAUUAAUAACAUCAUUGUUGGUGGCUGAAUACCUUUUUAGAAGAAUUUUUCAUCUUGGGGAUUGGUGAAUAAGUGAGGAUUUGAGAAGCUCAUGGAGUAAAAAAAAUCUGUCAAUA